AAGAAAACUGAUUUUGAUGUUGUAGUUAGGGGAUGAAAUGGGAGUUGAUGAGUCCUCUCUCCCAGCCUGUAAAUGCUAGAUAAGCGUGUUUUUUUAAACUCAGGGAGGGCUAGUUCCCCAAGUCUACUCUAUAAAAAGAUGAUCCAGCCCAUGAUCAAUCGCGCAGCUUUGAGGAGCGUCAUGUCGUGUUGUGAGUGCAGAGCCAGUGAGGACACAGCGCGGGGGAGCAUCCUCUACAGCAUCCUCAACAGAGGCACCGAGGAGACGCCCGCUGCGCACCAGCUCUGCUCCUGCGCCUCCAAGAGGAAACUGGUGGCGACUCGAGCUCCGCACUUAGUCUUCAAAGCGGCCUCGGAGGUGCUCGUGAAAACUUUCAAGUUCGUGAAAAAUGUGCCGUGUUUUCGCGGUUUGCCGGCGGAGGAUCAGCUGCGGCUGGUGCGCAACAGCUGGGCGCCGCUGCUGGUUUUGGGCAUGGUGCAGGACUCCGUGGACUUCGACACGGUGGAGACGCAGCAGCCCAGUCUGUUGCACAGGAUUUUAACGCACAGCAAGGAGCGGCAGCAGCGCGCUCCGGCCGAGAUUCAACACCCGGGGGUGCCUGUCAGUGACGCUGAGGGGAUCAAGAUGUUUCUGGUCAGGUGUAGGGGACUGAGGAUCAGCGUCAAGGAGUACGCCUUCCUGAAGGGAGCGAUACUGUUCACCCCGGAGGUGACGGAGUUGGAGUGUCGGGACUACAUCCAGGCGCUCCACACGGAGGCAGAGCGCGCGCUUUAUGAGCACGUGAGGACGGCGUGCCGCGGCAACGUGGGCCGGUUCGGCAGGCUGCGCGCGGUCCUGAGCACGCUGCGGUCCAUGGACCCGGAGGCGGUGGCGGGACUCUUCUUCAGACCCGUGACCGGGAGGAGCAGCAUAGAUGAACAUGUGCUCGCCAUGUUUUAUGAGCGGUAGAGACAAAAUUAGGGAAGACAUUUGGGACUGGGGUUUAAUUUCAUGCCAUCAUGCAGGCUAUUUAUUUACCUGUUUAUAUUGUUCUUUUAAUUUUAAAACCUCUACUGUCAGCUUUCAUUUAUUUAUUUAUUUAUUCAUGAGGACUCUGAGGACCACUGCAGA
This is a messenger RNA of Epinephelus fuscoguttatus (brown-marbled grouper), 1110 nucleotides long. RefSeq names its product nuclear receptor subfamily 0 group B member 1-like. Gene Ontology annotation, molecular function: transcription corepressor activity; transcription factor binding. Gene Ontology annotation, biological process: negative regulation of transcription by RNA polymerase II. Lineage: Eukaryota; Metazoa; Chordata; Actinopteri; Perciformes; Serranidae. Gene Ontology annotation, cellular component: nucleus; cytoplasm. The record is from RefSeq and is a predicted model, not a curated record. Bases 73 to 948 code for a protein of 291 amino acids. The transcript is spliced from 3 exons.